Venturia canescens is the source of this 814-nucleotide messenger RNA. RefSeq names its product Niemann-Pick type C-2c. The coding region runs from base 140 to 589 and encodes 149 amino acids. The record is from RefSeq and is a predicted model, not a curated record. The transcript is spliced from 3 exons. Gene Ontology annotation, biological process: sterol transport. NCBI's taxonomy places the organism in Eukaryota, Metazoa, Arthropoda, Insecta, Hymenoptera, Ichneumonidae. Gene Ontology annotation, molecular function: sterol binding.
GCUUUUUAUCAACGGUAUAUAAAGAGAGAAUGAGAAACGCACGAUUAGAUAUUGAUCAACGGGCCCUGUAUAUAAUAGGCCUCCGCUCGAUUGAUCCUCAUCCAGUCUCAAUCGUGCCUAGACGUCUCAAUCCAUCAUAAUGAUUGCUAGCAGAGCAUUCCUCUUGGCAGUUUUCUGCAUUGCCUCGACCGCGGCAACUCAUUUCUCACCUUGCGCGGAAGGCAAAGAACCAGUGGCACUCAGAGUCGAGGGAUGUGAGGACGAACCUUGCAACUUUUAUCGCGGUGAAUCGGUCAAGGCCCAAUGGGACUUUUCAGUCGUGAAAAACACUGCGAAUUUGAAGCCUCAAGUGAUGGUGACCGCUGCUGGUUUCACGCUCCCGUACGAGCUGCCGGAACAAAACGCAUGCAAAUCUCUCGUGAACGGUUAUUGCCCGCUGGACGAGGGUGAAGUUGUGACUUACGGACUCGAGAUGCCCGUUCAGCAGGCCUAUCCGAAGCUCGGACUCCUUCUUCAAUUCUCUCUCGUCGACGAUUCUGGCAACGUCCACGUGUGUUUCAAGCUCAGUGCUCAAGUCGUCGACAGAUAAUUUUAGAGCGGGGAUAUCACCGGCGAUGAUCAAAAUUGGCGAUAAAAAUCAAUAACGUUGAGCUCGACUACCUUUGAGCCUAUGAGCCUCCGUUGAGAUUAUGUUUUUUAUCGCCGUAUUCGAGCUUUUCGUUGGUUUGAUGAAUGAACCUUCGACCAAUGACGCAUCACGUUCAGUGUACAGCUUCUCACUAUUCAAAAUAAACACAAACUUUUAUUCAUGAAA